Leopardus geoffroyi (Geoffroy's cat) is the source of this 4020-nucleotide messenger RNA. RefSeq names its product LIM homeobox 9 (gene LHX9). The record is from RefSeq and is a predicted model, not a curated record. NCBI's taxonomy places the organism in Eukaryota, Metazoa, Chordata, Mammalia, Carnivora, Felidae. The transcript is spliced from 5 exons. Gene Ontology annotation, cellular component: nucleus. The coding region runs from base 559 to 1752 and encodes 397 amino acids. Gene Ontology annotation, molecular function: DNA-binding transcription factor activity, RNA polymerase II-specific; RNA polymerase II transcription regulatory region sequence-specific DNA binding. Gene Ontology annotation, biological process: regulation of transcription by RNA polymerase II; neuron differentiation.
UUUGUUGUCUGAAUAAAAAUCCGUGGCAGCUCCAGGGAGAGAACUCCUCCUACUAAAUUAUCAAAAAUGGGCUGGCUUUAGUCUCUUAACAAAUUGGACACAGCUACGGCAGGAGCAGUCCCCAACCCAACCUACAGGCACUGGGAACUUGCAAGCAGCCAGGGACCGCUGAAAAUAGCACUUCUUUUUCUUUCUUUGUGUUCGAAACUAUUUUCUUUCUUCGCCAGAUUUUGUUUUCCUCCCCCCGCUGCAGUGUUGUUUCCCAUUAGUAAUUCGAUCUCUCAGAGCAGUAAGAUUCGCCUUCUUCGUCUCCUUUCCCCUCCGCCCCUGUUUGUUUGUUUUCUGCACAUCUCCUUCAGGGAGACGCUGGGGUUCCCCCCCCCCCUUCUUUUUUUCUUUUCCGAGCAGACCAAUUUCCACUCCGUCUGCCUCUUUCUUCUUCCCUCUCUCCCUCUUGCCCUCUGUCCCGGAGCGCCUCUGCGCUCCUCCAACACGCAGCUCUCUGCGGUCCCUUCUGCUUCUUCACUCGGAUGAGCUGAGAGCCGCGGGCGUGUGUAUAUGGAAAUAGUGGGGUGCCGAGCAGAAGACAACUCGUGUCCUUUCCGUCCCCCAGCCAUGCUCUUCCACGGGAUCUCCGGAGGCCACAUCCAAGGUAUCAUGGAGGAGAUGGAGCGCAGAUCUAAGACCGAGGCCCGCCUGGCCAAAGGCGCUCAGCUCAACGGCCGCGACGCGGGCAUGCCCCCGCUGAGCCCCGAGAAGCCCGCUCUCUGCGCCGGCUGCGGGGGCAAGAUCUCGGACAGGUACUACCUGCUGGCUGUGGACAAACAGUGGCACCUGAGGUGCCUGAAGUGCUGUGAAUGUAAGCUGGCCCUCGAGUCGGAGCUCACCUGCUUCGCCAAGGACGGUAGCAUUUACUGCAAGGAGGAUUACUACAGAAGGUUCUCUGUGCAGAGAUGUGCCCGCUGCCACCUUGGCAUCUCCGCCUCCGAGAUGGUCAUGCGCGCCCGAGACUCAGUCUACCACCUGAGCUGUUUCACCUGCUCCACGUGCAACAAGACCCUGACCACGGGCGACCAUUUUGGCAUGAAGGACAGCCUGGUGUACUGCCGCGCCCACUUCGAGACCCUCUUGCAAGGGGAGUAUACACCGCAGCUGAGCUACACCGAGCUGGCGGCCAAGAGCGGCGGCUUGGCCCUGCCUUACUUCAACGGCACUGGCACCGUGCAGAAAGGGCGGCCCCGGAAGCGGAAGAGCCCAGCGCUGGGAGUGGACAUCGUCAAUUACAACUCAGGUUGUAACGAGAACGAGGCAGACCACUUGGACCGGGAUCAGCAGCCUUACCCACCCUCACAGAAGACCAAGCGCAUGCGCACCUCCUUCAAGCACCACCAGCUCCGGACCAUGAAAUCCUACUUUGCCAUCAACCACAACCCGGAUGCCAAGGACCUCAAGCAGCUUGCUCAGAAAACAGGCCUCACCAAAAGAGUUUUGCAGGUUUGGUUCCAAAACGCACGAGCCAAAUUCAGAAGGAACCUUUUGCGGCAGGAGAAUGGGGGUGUUGAUAAAGCUGAUGGCACGUCGCUUCCGGCCCCGCCCUCAGCAGACAGCGGCGCUCUCACUCCACCCGGCACAGCGACCACUUUAACAGACCUGACCAAUCCCACUAUCACUGUAGUGACAUCCGUGACCUCUAACAUGGACAGCCACGAAUCCGGAAGCCCCUCACAAACUACCUUAACGAACCUUUUCUAACAUUGGUUUUUGUUUUUGUUUUUGUUUUUUCAUUCUUCCUCUUCUUUUUAUUAUUAUUCUAAUUAUUAUUAUUUUAUUAUUUACAAGAGUUUUUUUUUUUUUUUUUCUAACCCACAAGAUAUUUGGGAAAUAAAAGCAACAGCUUGGUGUGUAGCAUCUGCAGCCACUUGGCAAAUGAGUUUACAGAAUUGUCUCCUUUACAAAGUGUUUUUUUUUGUUGUUGUUGUUUUGGUUUUGUUUUGUUUUUUGUUUUGUUUUGUUUUUGUCUACAAUGUGUAUUUGGAUUUUUUUUAAAAAAUUAAUUAGAGCUUUCAGUUGGUAAGGAGAGUUUUUGAAUUAUUCUAAUAAGUGCCUCUUAAAAUUGUAUGUUACUUAUUUCCAGAAUCUCGAAGAAAAAAAAAAAAGUGGUAUGAUAAUGGGCAAAUAAUCAUAUUCCCAAUUAAAUGAUUAGGUUAAUAAAGAAUCAGAUAAUUAAAGUUAUUUUUUAAAUCUUGCGAUUGUAUGUAUACUUAUGGAAUUUUGAAAACUUCACAUUGUUUUUUUUUUAAUUUUAAAAGUGAAAAAAUGUUUUGAUUAUUCUUUCAUCUUACAAAUGAGGAAUGUGAUUAAACAAAAAGCAUUAACUAUAGCAGCUCUAAAUAUUAAAGAUUAAUUAGGUGAGAAAUCUGUUCUAGCAAUGUGACUUUUCCUUCUUUUUAGGGGUGUACAUCCCAGGUACACUUGUUAGUUAUUUGCUUUUCAUCAUUUGAAAAAUAUUUAAACUCCCUGUGUAUCUAUGAAAAUUCCAUAUAGAGAUUGAAAUUCUAUACUUUUAACCUAAAGCUAAAAAUGAUAGUUCUAAAACCAUUCUUUCUAAAUUAAUUUUUUUUUCCUAGGGAAAAUGGAAAUAAGCAAAAUAUAAUUUUUUAAGAAGUUAAAAAAAUCAGUAUAAUUUAAUUAAUAGCUCUAUUAAUUGGCUUCAGCUGUACCAUGAUAUUGUAUCUGGCAUUCUAUAUGAAUUAUGUUAAAAAAGAAAACCUUAGUAGACUAAUAUCGACAAUGAGAAUUCUUUGGUUUGUUUUGCUUUAUUUUACUUUGGCAUAGGUUGAUAUAUUUGUCAGAAAAAAAAAAAACUUUUCUGGCAUUACAGAUUUAAAGUUAUUAGUCUUAAAGUAGAUAAACUCAGAAGCCUCGUGGAUGCUGAUCUGAAUAUAUUUCCUAGUUUACAGUAGCAUUAUUUUUCUUUUAAUUUAAGCUAAAAUCUUAAUGGUCUGGGCAGUGGUGAAUGUUCAUCUAUACGCUUCUGUUGUAGUUAAAUACCAAUUAGAUUGUGGAUUUCCUAAAAAAAAUAAAAAAGAAGUCAAGAUAUAUGUCUUGCUUUAGUGGAUUGUUAAGAAUAACUUUGCACAUAUUCUCCACUUUUUGGACCCCUUAAAUCUCCUUUGGUGGUCGAAGUGGCUAUUUAAUAGAUUUUAAAGGUGUCCUUCUGGCUGUAUAAAUGUGUGGUUACAUAUUGACAGUUCACUGCCCACAUUAAAGUGCAUUAUUGUAACUUUUGCUCAGGGUCUUUAGAAAAUUAGCACAGAAAGUAGCUUAUUUUUUAAAAAAAAAAGAUGAUGGAAGAUAAGUUAACACUGUAACAGAAGAAAGGUGUGAUUGCCAUUAUAUAUUUAGCAAGUGUGGUUAUCAUCUUAUAUGGAGCUUAAAUCUUGACUUUUCAUAUUUCUAUUACAUUUUGGGCAUUUACCACUAACCAGACCAAACAACCUUGGUAAGGCUGAGAUCUUAUUAAUACACUUUUACAGGUAAAAUAUGGAUACAUAUAAAUUUUGUUCUUUGACAGAACAAUGUAUGGUACUAUAGAUCUACUUUAUUAAGUAGACUAAUUAUAACUCAGUUCUCCUACGUGCCUUAUGAUAUAACUUGGAAGUGAGUUUGUGAAAAAUCAGGAUAUAUGUGUUGUUUGUUAAAUUAACUGUUUUAAGCCCUUUUGACACCUCACUAGUUUUGUACUGUUUUACCUCUUAUUUCCGAAACUCUUUUUAUGGUGUAUCCUGUUAGAGGGGACAGACAUGUCAUAGAAAGCAGUUGUGCACUCUUUCAAAUAUAGUUGAUAAAUUCAAUAAUCUUAUAUAUUGAGCUUCGUGUUUAUAGUACAGUAAGUGGUCUAGCAAAAUUGUCCAUGUUUCUUUGUUUAUUGAUAAAUGCAUUGUAUAGAAACUAUUUCCCCUAAAUAUUUAUGGACCAAACAAUUGUGAUAUAUCCUAUUAAAUUUGUGUGAAUAAACCA